AUGCCACCUCGUAGAGAGCCACGUUCUCCAGCGGAGAAUAACUUUCCAGACUUUGGGCAAUUUGGUGAGGCUAUUGCCGCUGCUAUUCAGUCUUCACUUCGUCCUACCCCGAGGAAUACUUUGGAUAUUGUAUCCCGCCUGAAGAUUAACGAUUUCUAUGGUAAUGAGGGACCGGAGAAGUCAGAGAUAUGGUUCGAUCAUGUGGAGAAGACUUUUCGAGUUAUGCACAGGCAGGGUAAUCUUUCCCUAGAGAGAUGGGUCGAGAUCGCGACCUGGUUCUUUCGAUUAGGAGUAGAAUCUUGGUGGGAUCUUCAGAAGAAAUCCUUAUCUGAUGCGUAUGUCGUAGAUUGGGAUGUUUUCAAACAGUUACUUAAGGCCAGAUUUAUUCCUCCUGAGUAUAUGGAUAGUAAGAAGAAUGAGUUCAUAGACCUGAGGCAGGGCGAUAUGUCAGCCACUGAGUAUCAUCGAAGGUUUACUGACUUAUCCCGUUAUUGCCCCGAGAGUGCUGCUAAUCCCCGGGAGAUGUUUCAUUUGUUUAAGAGGGGAACUUGCAAGAAAUGGCGCAAUAUAGCAACUGCUAUUCCUUGUGCUACUUACCAGGAGUUCUUCGAGGUCUUGCUUCGGAUUGAAGAUUCGGAUAAUGCUCCUGAUGAUGAGAAUGAGGGCGUUGGCGGGGAUGUCCAGAGGUACAAUAACAGGGGGCGAUCAUCUCUUGGCCCGAGAAGGGCUCAGAAUUUUAAAAAGAGUGGAAAUAGCUCUGGAUCCUCUAGCGGGGGUUCUAACUCCGGUACACCUCAAAGAGGGGGUAGGUCCACUGGUAGUUCUCGUUUUCAGAAUCAAGGAAACUCCAGCAGUUCAGGUGUUCAGUUUUGUCGUAGGUGUAACACCCGUCACUAUGGCGAGUGUAAGAGGGGAAGCAGAGGAUGUUUCACUUGCGGACAAACAAGGCAUAUGGCUUAUAAUUGUCCUCAAAAUCAGAAGAAUCAGCCUAUUCUACCAUCGGUAGUCCCCCUACAGCAGCUUCCAGCACCUGGUAACCGUCAGCAGUUAGGCCACGGUGGAGCCUUCCACUACCAGGGGGCGUAG
Malus domestica (apple) is the source of this 1086-nucleotide messenger RNA. The record is from RefSeq and is a predicted model, not a curated record. Lineage: Eukaryota; Viridiplantae; Streptophyta; Magnoliopsida; Rosales; Rosaceae.